CAAAUCACAUUUCUUUAGAAGAAAAUGUUAAAAAAAAUGCAAAAAUAAGUCAAUCAGUCCCAUUAAGAUGUUACCAUUUCCAGACCUCUUUGCUAAUUUUGCUUUCCACAGCACUUUCUGCUCCAUCCCGGGUUUGGCGUCGAAUGACCUGGGCUCUGACUCUUCUAUGCCUUCUACUGCUGAUUGGAUUGGGAAUCUUGGGAAUCAUAUUUUACAUAACCUCGAAGAUAGAAAUGGGAAAAUUGAGUGAACUGCAAAAUCUCAAAGGAGAACUUGAGAGCAAUAUUUCUCUACAGCAGAGGAGCAACAUGAAUUUUUCCAUCACACUGCAAAACAUAGCCACCCAGUUAUGUCGUGAGCUAUGCAAAACCCCAAAAGAGCGCAAAUGUAAACCUUGUCCAGAGACAUGGCUGUGGCAUGAGGACACGUGUUAUGGCUUUUUUUAUGAGAUGGACACAUGGCAAAACAGUGAAAUGAGGUGUUCUAGUUUGAAUGCCAGCCUAUUGAAGAUUAAGUCUGAAAGUGUUUUGGAAUUUAUAAAGUUCCAGAGGUUGGAUUCCUUUUGGCUGGGAUUAUCUCCCAGGCAAAAUUACAAAAACCUUGAGUCCUUGGAUAAGAAAAUGAUCAAUUCUGACUGGCAUAUAGGAAACACAGGCGACUUACAUGAUAAAUACUGUGGAUAUAUACGCAACGUUUAUGUCUAUUAUGAAGAAUGUAUUAAAAAAAAUUUAUAUGUGAGAAAUUGGCCGAUAGAGUGAAGAUUGAAAGUAUGCUAAUGAUUAAUGUUCCAGAGGGAAGAGGGUAGUUAGUGCAGUUUUUUGCCUCAGCUAAUAGCCUGUAGUUGAAGGUAACUUUAGAGAGAGUACAUAUCCUGGGAUACACAAAUGGAAUAAAAAUGUGGUAAAACUAAAUUUCUACCUUUUUCUUAACAUUUACAUCUUCGAACUUCCUUUUUCCACUUCAUCUUCUGAAUGAAAGGAACGAAAAUUCGUUAACAU
This is a messenger RNA of Trichechus manatus latirostris (Florida manatee), 998 nucleotides long. RefSeq names its product C-type lectin domain family 12 member A-like. The record is from RefSeq and is a predicted model, not a curated record. Gene Ontology annotation, molecular function: signaling receptor regulator activity. NCBI's taxonomy places the organism in Eukaryota, Metazoa, Chordata, Mammalia, Sirenia, Trichechidae.